CAGCCGUGCACCGUGUCCUUUUCGUAGCCCAUUGCGCGCUCUUUUCGCUUUGCCGGGCGAUACACUGCGCGCGGCGUUCAGCGUUGGCCUUUCUUCUCCUUCUCUUGUAUAGGUACGUCUGAUCCCCGUGACGUCGGCCGUGGAAAGGGAUAGCUACUCCCUAUUCUCAACGCACCCGCUCUGCACCUCCACGCCUCCAACGCCAGCCCGCGCAACGCGCAUCCAGCAUUCAGCUCGCCUAUCUUGCGCCGCCUCUGAAUACCCGCAUUUUCGAACCCAGACCAUCCGCCAACGAUGCCCGCGUCCUCCGUCCACGCAUCACCGAGGCCCGCCAUAUGAGUCGAUUAAUGCCCGCCCCAUUUCAGCGCUGAUGUCCUCGCGUAGUAUUUACAUAUACCCCUUGUACGCUACACGGUAAUUGCCAUAAUGGACGAAGACGGCCCGAAUUUCUCAUACGCGUACGGGGGCACCACCACGCUGUCAGCCUCUUCGUGGAAUCCCGCGUUGAGACCUGACCACGAGACCGAAGAGACCACCGCGAAGCGUAUGCAGCCAUCACCAAAAAUCGUGCCACAGUCGAAACCGGUCUUGGAGGAUAGCCAGGACGAGGAGGAUGAUUUGCCUGUGGCACCUUCAGCUUCCGCCAUCCCCGCGCACGUCAGCAACAGCGUCCCCGAUCGCGAGCCCAACUCGGAUGACGAUUUCUUCGAUCGCUACGGCUCCGGCGACGUCCCACGAAGCGCCCCGCAACCGCUUGAUAACGAGAUAAACGGACACGGAGUUAGCGGAGCCGAGGAAGAUGGCCUGAUAAGCGCAACAGAGGCUCUCAACCUGGAUGCGCCAGACAAGCAUAUCAAUGCGCAUAUGAACGGCGCUUUGACCGCGCCAUGGAAGGCCGUCAUGGAGAACGACGUGGCGGAUGCAGAAGCUCCAGAGGCACACCCGGCCGAGAGGUACGAACAUCAGGGAGAGAGCACAGCCUUGGAAGACGCUGUAGCCGAGAGCGCCAAAGUGCCGCUAGUCGCAGAUGCAGAGCCGGUAACUGACGACUGGGACGCUUCUGGAGAGGUUUUCGAUCUCGGAGGAAAGCCACAAGAUGCACCUAUUGCGACCCCUCUGGAUGUGCCUUUUGCGACUCCACAAGCCGAAGCUAUUGGAACAACCGUUGGCGAUGAUGUUAUUGGAAACACCAAGGUCGGAGGAAAUGCUGGAGAAGAGAUAGAAUGGGGCAACACCGAGGGUGAUGACUUCUUCGGUGCUGGCGCUGCUAUCCAGCCAAUUGAGCCAGAGAAAUCGACAGAGGGCCCCGGAGCACAUGUCAUGCAAGAUACAGAGGCAACGCCUACGGCAGGCGCGGAUUCCGUGUGGGAUAUUACAUUGGACGAUGAUUUCCUGCCUGACACCGAGGAGACCCCGGCUUUUGAGCUAGACGAUGAAGGCUUUCUAGAGGAGCCGUCCGAACCAGCACCUCAGCCUGUGCAAGCAACUUCAUUGGGAUCCAGCACUAUCAAUCGAUAUGCACCCCAAGCAGCGCAGGUACCACAGCCGCCUGCGAACCCAUAUGGCUUGCAGGCGCCUCAGUUCACUGAUUUCUCUCGGAUGGACCAGGGGAAGCCCGCAGCAACUCCAAAUGUUCCCUAUGGCGCGUAUAACCAACCCUCUUCAUAUCAGCAACAGCCUUCCAGGCCUGAAAUGCCCAGCUCUGCGGAAAGCUUCGCCGCCAAGUCGAAAGGUGGUUAUCAUUCUCCAUACGACCUGCCUGACGAUGUCGUUGCUCCCAUUCGAAAACGGCCUACCCACCGAACCUCAUCGAUACCAAGCGCGCAACCGACUCCACCGCCACCAAGGACUAGCAGCAUAUCCAAUACGGGCGCACCUCGGCCGCCACCCUCAAACAUGUCCACAUCAAGCUUAUCUCCGCCAUCAUCUGGUCAUUCGAUGCAAUCCCAGAUGACUGGCAUCCCCCCAAAACCGGCUGCUCCGACGAAGGCCCCUUCCAAUGAUUUUUUCACGGAGUUGCCGAUAACUUCUAAACCGAAGCAUCACGGACAUUCAGGACGUUAUACGCCGCAGCCCAGCACGCCCCAGCACCCUCCUCCACAUGCCCCUCCUCCACAUGGUUUCCCUCCUAAAGAGCGCACAGCGUCCUGGUCUUCGUUAAGAAAUGAAGUCCUCCCAGAUUCGGGCGGUCUUGUCUCCCAACUUCGGCAACCCGAGCGGUUACCAGUCUUCCCGGAUCAACCAACAGCGAUGGAGCGGUCUAAUAGUCUCCCCGUUCCACCACCUCAUUCAGCGACGGCCCCGCCUUCAACACGAUACUCCCCAGUACCCCCAUCCGCACCUACAGCUCAUGCGCGCUACUCACCUGCUCCUCCAGCCGCAGCAGCGCCGAACACCCGGUAUUCGCCAGCACCUCCCCAGGCGCCAUUUCAGAAUCAUCACGCCUCGGCACCGCCUACCGGGCCACCUCGUCCUCCACAACCGUACGCACCUCGCACUUCCAGUCCCCUCGCAUACAAUGCCGUACCACACCAACAUGAGGCGCAAGUAGCUGCCCACGAAGAGCAUGUGCAUCGCCCACCCAACCAUCAUGCCAUGCAUUCAGCCGAGGGUAUGCCCCAUCCUCCGUUCAGGAGUCCUCUAGAAGGUGUCAGCGAGGUAGAGGAGCAGGGACCAAUCCAACCGUCGCGACCCCCAAUGACUGCCAGAUCGGAAACGCCACCUCCGCGGAGUGGCCCUUCAUCGGCUGUCAGUUCGCCGAGGAAGAGGGCGAACUAUGUGCCGCAGCACCAAGCUAACCAUGCGCCACCUCCUCCAAGCAUGCCCUCACCGCCACGAGCUCAUUCGCUGUCACCUUCUGCCACGAUGAAGCACGCUCCUCGUAGCGUUUCCUACAACGAGCGACCUGCAACGGGUAAUGGCCUCAUGUCUCCACCGUCGACUUUCAGCGUCCAAUCGGCUCCUCAGAACAUAAAUGUCAUACCGCAUAGAGCCCAACUGUUCCACGAUUACGAGUGCAUUGCACCAACUGAUGAACGGGCUGCGGACCCGCUCCAGCGCUGGAAGGGCGCCCCAGUCUUCUCGUGGGGUCUGGGCGGAACCGUUGUCACCAGUUUUCCGAAACAGAUUCCCCGUUACGGCGCCGGUGCCUCAAUACCGAUGAUGAAAUGCAGUCCCGGAGAAGUCAAAGUCCAGAACGUCAAAGAAGCUUUACCAUUGGCCGAAGACAUCGCCAAGUUCCCCGGCCCACUCAAGGCGAAGGGCAAGAAGAAGGACGUUUCAGCAUGGCUAGGACGAAAAAUUGAGGCGUUGGAAAAUCAACUCAAGACGCCCGGAUUGGACCAAGCAAUGAAUGCGGACGACGUGAAGCGCGUUGAGGAGAAGACUCUGCUUUGGAAGAUCAUGCAAGUCUUCAUAGACAAUGACGGUCAGUUAGACGGCAACGCCAUAGUGGAAGCCGCGGUCAGAAAAGUCUUGUCACCAGAAGGGGAGGAGUUGUCCGCGGACGGAGGCGCGUCAUUUUCAACCGCCGCAGAUCUUGUCGGCCACUCGAGGUCUAAUACCUCCGCGGUACAAGCCGAACCCGUCGAUCCUCGAGCGAUAGAAGAAUUGAGAACCCUGCUUACAAAGGGUGACCGUGAAAAGGCGGUAUGGCAUGCCGUGGAUCGGCGGUUGUGGGCUCACGCCAUGCUUCUUUCAUCGACCUUGAACAAGGACGUCUGGAAGCAAGUCGUGCAAGAGUUCGUUCAGAAAGAGGUCAAGAAGAUUGGACGCAACAACCAAGCCCUCGCGGUUCUCUACGAAAUAUUCGCAGGCAACCAUGAGGAUUGCAUCGACGAGCUCGUUCCCGCAUCUGCCCGAGCUGGCUUCCAGAUGAUGAGCACCGAUGGCGCCGGCCCGGCCCAAAAUGCGCUUCAAGGGUUGGACAAAUGGCGGGAGACGCUUUCUCUAGUUCUCAGUAACCGUAGCGAGGGCGAUGCAGCAGCUUUGCUUUCGUUAGGGAAACUAUUGGCAGGCUACGGCCGGAUUGAAGCUGCCCAUAUUUGCUUCAUCUUCGCCCGCUUCGCAACGUACAUUAGCGGAGUCGAUGAUGAACAGUCGAGCAUUGUCCUCGUUGGUGCCGACCAUCACCAGAACCCGCUGGACCUGGGUAUUGAUCUGGAGCCUAUCCUCCUGACCGAAGUUUACGAGUUCGGUCUUUCGCUAUCAGCGCAGGCAGGAUCGCACGUCAUUCCUCAUCUGCAGAACUACAAGCUUGCGCAUGCAUAUCAAUUGGCCGAGUACGGAUACAAGUCCGAUGCACAGGCAUACUGCGAUGCUAUCGCCGCCUCAAUGAAGUCGACCACAAGGAUCUCACCCUACUACAACGGCAGCUUCGUAGCAAGCCUAGACGACCUGAGCAAACGUCUCUCACAGUCUCCAAAGGACGGGUCCUCCUGGAUUUCCAAACCGAGCAUGGACAAGGUGUCGAGCUCGCUGUUGUCCAAGUUCAAUAGCUUCAUCGCCGGCGACGAGGAGGAUGCCGCAUCAAACCAUUCCGGCGGCCCCGAGGUCGGGCCAUUCGCCAAAAUUGCCGGUAACACACCUACUCUCAGUCCGUCUCAGUCAAGCGCGGAUCUCUAUGGAGCGUACUCAGGCUACGGUGCUCCUGUGCCUCCUCCCUCGGGGCCUGCAAACUCUAGGUAUGCGCCAUCUAAUGCAUAUGCUCCGAGGUCAUCGUUAGAUCAAGCCCGGUCACGUUAUGAGCCACAAGGACGACCGUCACUGGAAUCUACAGACGGCACAGGGUUACGAGCUGUUUCCGACACCUACAUUCCUUCGCCUAAUCUUUCCGGACCUUACACAGCUGCGCAACCUCUGCUCAGCCCAACCAGCCAGCAACCGCAGCUCUCUAAGUCGCAGUCCUAUUCGCCUCUUCGCACAGAACACAGUGCUCCUCAGCUCGCCUAUGGUAGCCCUUACCAGCCAACCGCCCCAGCAGCGGAGUCAACGCCGGACUUUGGAGGAUACCAACCGCAAGCAAGCUUUGGUGCUACGCCUGCGGAGCCCACACAGCCCUCGAGCGGAUAUGAACCUCCAACAUCCUAUGAGCCGCCCACGAGCUCCUAUGAACCUCCCUCAUACGAGCCAUAUAAGCCGGACGAGGAAGACAAGUCUUCAGAGGAGGAGCCGAAGCCAAAGAAGGCGUUCAUGGAUGAUGGCGAUGACGACUUCGGGUCUCGCGAUGCCACCCUCAAAGCGAAGCAAAAGUCCGAAGCAGAUCGUAAAGCUGACGAGGCCUUCCGCAAGGCCGCCGAGGAAGAUACUAAGAGGGACAAAGAGGUUGCAGCGGCGAAGAAGUCUGGCGGUUGGUUUGGAGGAUGGUUUAAGAAGGACCCCAACGCAGGGCCAGGCCCAAUCAAAGCUAAGCUUGGCGAGGAGAACUCUUUCUACUACGACCCCGAGCUCAAGAAAUGGGUCAACAAGAAGGCAGGCGCUACGGAAGCGACGAAACCAAUGGCUACGCCGCCGCCGCCCAGGAGCGGACCGCCGAGCAGGAGCAUCUCCAGCACCAGCACCCCUGGAGGUCCGCCGUCUUCGCUGCCCACCAGAAGCAGCCAUCUUAGCGCACCGCCCUCUCGUCCUCCUACUUCGAAUCCGAUGCGCAGCUCGUCUAUGCCGCCUCCGAUGGGGGUGCCGGGCUCGCGAGCUUCCACUCCAGGUAUACCGUCCGACACCGAAGGUGGCAAAGCCCCGCCACUCAUGCCACCCGUGCUUCCUGCCGGUUCAGGACCGCCAUCCAGACCCGGCACCGGGAUGAGCAAUGCUAGUAGCAUUGACGAUUUACUUGGAGCACCGCAAGCGAGGAAGGGCGCUGCGGGCAGAAAGAAGAAGGCUGGGAGGUACGUUGAUGUUAUGGCGAAGCCAUGAUAGGAGAGAUAUGGGGAAUAUACAUGCAUCAUGGCGUUUCACGGAAUCGGGCGUUCUUAGAGUCAGGUUGGUCAGUGGUCGAACGGGUUCGCACCUCGAGCCUUCUUGUCGUUCGCUUAGAAAGGGAUUAGGGAUUCUAAGAUCCCGAAUGUAGAAAAUGUGUGCUGUUUAUGGUUUUUUAGGGCUCUCGCAGUCUGUUCUUAUAUACCUCGACUGAGGGCUUAGCAUGAUACGAUAAGCUAUUUAAUAUCCAAGUCUGACUCUUCUUUCAACUUUUCGUGGGAUAUCGGCUCAAGCGAUACUGGCUUGCGGAGAUUGUGUCAGGUACGGAGAAGGGCCACUGUUGUUUAUAGAGGAGAAGAGGUGGUUGAAGAGUAGAUACAGAAAC
This is a messenger RNA of Trematosphaeria pertusa, 6298 nucleotides long. RefSeq lists its product as uncharacterized. Gene Ontology annotation, cellular component: endoplasmic reticulum exit site; ER to Golgi transport vesicle membrane. Lineage: Eukaryota; Fungi; Ascomycota; Dothideomycetes; Pleosporales; Trematosphaeriaceae. The coding region runs from base 427 to 5910 and encodes 1827 amino acids. Gene Ontology annotation, biological process: COPII vesicle coat assembly; Golgi organization; autophagy. The record is from RefSeq and is a predicted model, not a curated record. The transcript has a single exon.